UACGGUUCCUUCCUUCCUCUCUCUCUCUCUCUGCGCUUUAUUCUGUUCAAGUCCGCUGCUUUUUACUUUGCCGUUUCACUGAGAACGAGGCCUCACAUUCUCUUUCUCAAUCCUAGAAGAAGAAGAAGACGAAGCAGGACCAAGUAGAAAGCUUUAAACCACACACGCACUCUCUCUCUCUCUCUCCAAAUCACUUUUGGUUUUUCUCUCUCCAAAAUCUUCCUCAUUGUCUCUGCCUGCUUCAAGAAACUGUUGUCUCUUCAAACACUUUCUCUUCCUCUGCUUAGAUCUUUUCUUUUGUCUUCUCGUGGGAGAAAGAGUGUCUCUCAAAUUAAACCCAUUUUCUUAAUUACUGUCUCUUAGACGACUCUUUGUCUUUUUUUUGCUCAUUAGCUUCUGUCUGAUCCAAAGGAGGAGGAAUCAAAAACCCAAUUUUCUAGUCAAUUUCGAAACUUUCAUGUUCUUAAAACAGUGAUUCAACUAAAAGCCCCAAACUUGUCCAACAUUUUCAAUGGAGUGAGUCUUUAUUCCAAGGAACAGAUCAAGAACAAAUAAGAAGCAGCAAUGAGAGAAGACAAAUCCAAGAAAAGCAAGUUGUCAUGGUCAAAGAAGAUGGUGAGGAAAUGGUUCAACAUCAAAAGCAAAACAGAAGAGUUUCAAGCUGAUGUUUCUCUUCCUCAAGUUGUAGAAGUUGAGCACAGAAGUAGCAUCUCAGAGAAGGAGCCUUGCACAAUCAAGAAGAGUAAAACUGAGAAACUCAACAAGAACUGGGAGCACCAAGCUAGACAAAGGAGAAUGAACUAUGAGAAUCCAAGAAUCAUUGAUGUCCAGAACUACAGUAUCUUUGUAGCAACAUGGAACGUUGCUGGACGCUCUCCUCCUGAAGAUCUAAACCUUGACGAGUGGCUUCAUUCCUCAGCUCCUGCAGAUAUAUACGUACUUGGAUUCCAAGAGAUUGUUCCUCUCAAUGCUGGUAAUGUUCUUGGAGCUGAAGACAACGGUCCUGCCAAAAAAUGGCAUUCUCUCAUCAGGAAAACACUCAACAACCUCCCCGGGACAAGCGGCCUCUGUCACACGCCAUCUCCUAUCCCUGUCCCCAUUGCAGAGAUUGAUGCUGAUUUUUCUGGAUCUUCUAGACAAAAGAACGCAACCUUCUUCAACAGACGGUCUUUCCAGACCCCUAGCAUAUGGAGAAAUGAUGAGAAUGACCCUUCAGUCACACAGUCACGGCUGCUUGACCGUCGUUUAAGCGUCUGUGAUCGUGUGUUCUUCAGUCAUAGACCAAGUGACUUUGAUCCUAGCUUCAGGUGCAGUCAAAGGCCUAGUGAUUACUCAAGAAGGCCUAGUGAUUACUCUAGACCAAGUGAUUAUUACUCUAGGCCGAGUGAUUAUUACUCUAGAGCAAGUGACUACUCUAGGCAGAGUGAUGUCUCUCGGUGUGGUUACUCAGAUGAUGAUAAUGGACCAGGGGAUUCACCAAGCACAGGCUUGUACUCACCGGGGUCAAAUGCUGGUAUGGCAUCAAACGAGAAUGGGUCUAGAAUGUGGAACUCUUCUCAGUAUUGUUUGGUGGCUAGCAAACAAAUGGUUGGUAUCUUUUUAACAGUUUGGGUGAAAAGUGAGUUAAGAGAACAUGUCAAGAACAUGAAAGUAUCUUGUGUUGGCAGAGGAUUAAUGGGUUAUCUCGGAAACAAGGGAUCAAUCUCUAUCAGCAUGUUACUUCACCAAACAAGCUUUUGCUUUGUCUGCACUCACUUGACAUCAGGACAAAAAGAAGGAGAUGAGCUGAGGAGAAACUCUGAUGUCAUGGAGAUACUCAAGAAAACAAGGUUUCCUCGUGUCCAGAGUUCUGCAGGAGAGAAGUCCCCAGAGAAUAUACUUCAGCAUGAUCGAGUAAUAUGGCUUGGGGAUUUGAAUUACCGGAUAGCACUCUCUUACCGAUCUGCGAAAGCACUUGUGGAGAUGCAAAACUGGAGAGCAUUACUAGAGAACGACCAGUUAAGGAUAGAGCAGAAACGAGGCCAUGUGUUUAAAGGAUGGGAUGAAGGGAAGAUUUACUUCCCACCAACUUACAAGUACUCAACUAACUCAGAUAGAUAUGCAGGAGAUGACUUGCAUUCCAAGGAGAAACGUCGCACUCCUGCUUGGUGUGACAGAAUACUAUGGUAUGGAGAAGGACUGCAUCAGCUAUGUUAUGUAAGAGGGGAGUCAAGAUUCUCAGAUCAUAGACCAGUUUAUGGCAUAUUCAGCGCAGAGGUUGAGUCAAAUCACAAGAGAUUGAAACGAGCCACGAGUUACUCUACUUCAAGGGUCCAAGCUGAAGAACUCUUACCUUACCCUAGAGGAUACACCGAGCUAACUUUUUUCUAAAAGAAACAAAAGCCUUGAAGAGUGAUGGAGACAUUACAUUGCUUCUUUUAACACAAAAGGAAACAGGACAACAGGUGCAGAAAAGGGUUGUAAUUUUGUCUUGGUUAACUGAAAGCCGGUUGUUUCUUUUCAUGGAUCUUCUAAUUUUGGAAGAGUUAACUAAUCUGAAGAUAAUUUUAUUUUGAUAAAUUAUAAAACGUGUGUUUUGUGAAGGAUUAUGAGAUUGCAGAUGGAAGUGUUUUUAGAAUCCAUCUUUACUUUUUGACUUUAAGGGCAUGUUCAAAGGGGGAACACUU
Molecule: messenger RNA, 2666 nt
Organism: Eruca vesicaria subsp. sativa (arugula)
Lineage: Eukaryota; Viridiplantae; Streptophyta; Magnoliopsida; Brassicales; Brassicaceae
Source: the annotation of a GenBank genome assembly